AUGCUGGGUGUGCUGGCUUGCACGAAGACGCUGUGGAAGACAAGCGUCGCAAGCUUGCAAGGAGCAUCUUCGGCCACGCUCCUGGAGGCUGUGCAACCGGGGCUCCGCAGUUUGCCCAGUGAUUUGGACGCUUUUUCACCGGGCUCCAUGACACGAGAGAUGUUCCUGAAUGCCGUGGCGGCCCAGAUUAUGCUCUUUGCGGGGUUCUCCCCCACUUCCGGGCGGUGGCUCCGAACUCCGGCUCGGAAAUCCUUUUCCCAGCGGGUGGAAAGCAUUCAGCCCACUUGGAAGGGAGGCCAAGUGAACUACUCUCCGGAAGCUACGGGUGCCACGGGUGGUCUGCCUUUGUUCAAGAUAGCAAACUCCGGCCAAACGGCACUGAACGCUGGCUCCACAGUGGAGUCCAUGUUGGCGUCCCUCGUUGCCCGGGGCCUCCGCGACGAGGAUUUGGACAGCGAUGCGUGGCAGGCCCUCCGUGCAAUGCUGAGCUGGCGCCUACCCGCCACCGCGCCGCCCCCUCUGCCUUCUGCUUUGCUCGCUUUCUCCUUCGAUGCGACGCCGCAGUGCCACAGUCUGCAGGAUUGCCACCUUCCUGGCCCCAGCAACGAGCUCCUCGCUGCCACGGUGGAGCAUGUCUGGAACACCUCGGAGCGUGUUGAGGUCUAUGCCCAAUGGGAGAUCGCGGCCGCGCUUCUGCAAUCCGGGCGGAUACCUCCAGGUCGAAUUCAUCCUGCCGGCGUGCCGGGGCGCUACAUGAACACUGUGCAGAUCCUCGAGGCCAUGAUGCAGGACAUCCUGCAGCAGCAGCCAGCCGCUCAGUCCCUCGUCGUGCUGGCACAUCCGGACCACUUGCGACGAGCCAUCCGAACCCUGCAGACUUUUCUGGGCAGCAAGGCCCGGGCGUUCCCAGCCUGGGCCGUUGUGCCAGCGAUGGCGCCCUACAGCUUGGACUGGCCGUCGAAUCGCUCUUGCGGGUCUGCGCUGGACCUCUACUCAGGCGUCUCGGCGGUAGUCCACAGCCAGGGCAGCGAGUUUCUGACGAGCUGGCGGGCGCGCAACCUCGGGUAUUUCCCAGAUGGCGAUCCGCAGAUCUGGGUGCGCAGUCGUGACUUGCUGGUUUCCACAGAUCCGGCAUCUUUGCUGUCGGUCGCGGCUUCGCGUCGCCUUCCACGUGAGCGGCAGAAGACAGUGGCGGUCCUCGACCGAAAUGCCACGAUCUCGCAGAUGCACCUUGGUGAAGGUGACGUGCCCAUUGUCGCCACCUUUCGAAAUCCGCUGGACCAUGUCUACUCCUUGUAUCUGCAGUGCAGCUACUCCUCAUUUGGUCGUGACAUGACACUGGAAACGGACUUCCCGCGAGAUCCGGAAGAGAACCUAACCAGUGGCUACAUGCCUGCCUUGAGUCGAUGGCUGGAGCAUUUCACUUCCGAGGACACGGAGGAGUACUACAAUUGCUACCAUCCGCUUAACAUGCAGGUGCGCUACUUGACAUGCAACGAUUCGGCGUUUCCGGAAGGCGGGCACCGGCGGCUGAGGAACCAGACCGACGAUUUGACUGAAGCCAUUGCAAAUAUGCGCUCGCUCUUUUUUGUUGGCAUCUCCGAGCAUUACGUCGCCUCGGUGUGCAUGCUUCUGUAUCAGCUCCAGCUGCCGAUGACGAACUGCGACUGUGCCGACCGGUCUGGCUUUGAGAGUGUGCAUCUCCGCCAUGGCGUGCCACCGCACAGCUCCAGUGUGCUCUCGGAGGAUGCCAAGAGAAAAGUCGCUGCGUUGACCCUCCGCGACAAGAAGCUGUACGAGGCUGCCCUGGAGGAGUUCUACGCACGCGUGGCGCACGUCGAAGCGAGGACUGGCUUGUCGCUCCUUUGUGCGGGUUGA
Messenger RNA from Symbiodinium sp. CCMP2592, 1878 nucleotides. Lineage: Eukaryota; Dinophyceae; Suessiales; Symbiodiniaceae. The record is from the annotation of a GenBank genome assembly.